Molecule: messenger RNA, 716 nt
Organism: Daphnia carinata
Lineage: Eukaryota; Metazoa; Arthropoda; Branchiopoda; Diplostraca; Daphniidae
Gene: or
Product: AP-3 complex subunit sigma-2-like
Exons: 4
Coding region: 75-644 (189 amino acids)
Biological process (GO): Golgi to vacuole transport; intracellular protein transport
Cellular component (GO): AP-3 adaptor complex; intracellular membrane-bounded organelle; membrane coat
Source: RefSeq, a predicted model, not a curated record
UCCGCUAGGUGUCGUUGAAAAUUGUCGUCUGACUUUGACAGCUUCUGUUGUUCAUUUGUAAUCAAAUCCGGAAGAUGAUUAAAGCUAUACUUGUUUUCAAUAAUCAUGGCAAGCCCCGUUUAUCAAAAUUCUACCAGUAUUUUAAUGAAGAUAUGCAGCAGCAAAUAGUUCGUGAAACCUUUCAGCUUGUCAGCAAGCGUGAUGAUAAUGUCUGCAAUUUUCUUGAAGGCGGAAGUUUGAUAGGAGGAUCUGAUUAUAAACUGAUAUAUAGGCACUAUGCCACAUUGUAUUUUGUGUUCUGUGUUGACUCCUCAGAAUCAGAAUUGGGGAUAUUAGAUCUGAUUCAAGUAUUUGUUGAAACUUUGGAUCGCUGCUUUGAAAAUGUUUGUGAAUUGGAUCUGAUCUUCCAUGUUGAUAAGGUUCAUUACAUCUUGAAUGAAUUAGUAAUGGGUGGAAUGGUUCUAGAGACUAACAUGUCUGAAAUUCUUAGUCGAAUAGAGGAUCAGAAUAAAUUGGAAAAAUCCGAAGCAGGGCUUAUUAGCCUUAAAAAUGUAAAUCUUCCUAAUUUACCAAACAUUCCUCAACAGAUUAAGGAUAUUAAACUACCAGAUCUACCCCAAGCUAUAAAAGACCUGAAAUUCUAAUGUAAUAGCUCUUAAUGUAUGAUUCAAAAUAUUCUGUGCGAAAUACAAUAAGAUGCACAACAAUCGUUUUGA